This is a messenger RNA of Seriola dumerili (greater amberjack), 1198 nucleotides long. It is a transcript of the gene cldn11a, whose product is annotated as claudin-11-like. Gene Ontology annotation, cellular component: bicellular tight junction; plasma membrane. Gene Ontology annotation, biological process: bicellular tight junction assembly; cell adhesion. The transcript is spliced from 3 exons. Gene Ontology annotation, molecular function: structural molecule activity. Bases 316 to 963 code for a protein of 215 amino acids. Lineage: Eukaryota; Metazoa; Chordata; Actinopteri; Carangiformes; Carangidae. The record is from RefSeq and is a predicted model, not a curated record.
UGAUUGGCUGGAAGUUCUAGAGUAGUUUUUUUCCCUUACUGACCUCCGCUCUAUAAAACCCAUGAUGAUGUGAGAGCUUCACUCUUUUGAAGUGCGCAACAGAACCAAAUUGAUGGGAUUACUGAGUGGAAAGGGAAAAAUAAACUUUAACACUGGAUUAUCUUGUAUGGUGGAAUACCAGUUCUAAUAUUAGACUUCAGGCUGUGUAAUUCCACGUCUUGGUUAAUUUUGCCGUCAGACAUUCUCAACUCUGAUUUACAGCUUUCUAACGGUUUCUGACCUCUGAACAAGUGGUCUUUACGCACAUUUUGCGCCAUGGCGAACUCCUGUCUCCAAUUGAGCGGCUUUCUCAUCAGCUGCCUCGGCUGGCUGGGCAUCAUGAUCGCGACAUCCACCAACGACUGGGUGCAUAUGUGCAAAUACGGUUUGAACACCUGCAAGAAGAUGGAUGAGCUGGAAACCAAGGGACCUUGGGCUUUCUGUGUCAUCUCCACAGGAUUAUACCACUGCGUCUCCCUCACGCAGAUCCUGGAACUGCCAGCCUACAUCCAGACGACUCGUGCCCUGAUGAUCACAGGUUCAAUCCUGGGUCUCCCAGCAGUGGGGAUCCUCCUCAUGUCCAUGCCCUGCAUCAGCCUCGGCAAUGAACCCCAGAGCUCCAAGAACAAACGCACCAUCCUGGGAGGAGUCCUCAUAUUCAUAAUCGCAUUGUGUGGUAUGGUAUCUACAGUCUGGUUUCCCAUUGGGGCCCACCAUGAGCAUGGCCUCAUGUCAUUUGGCUUUUCUCUCUACUCUGGCUGGGUGGGCACUAUUUUCUGCCUGCUGGGUGGGGCCAUUCUCACCUGUUGCUCAUCAGAGUCCUCCUCCUACCAGGACAACAACCGCUUCUACUACUCCAGACAGGGAGGAGGCAACCCGCCACCGGCCUCCUCCAACAAUCACGCCAAGAGCGCCCACGUCUGAGCUGGGAGAGAUUCUGAAUCCCAAAGUGGAUGUGUCGGGGACUGUAGCUAGUUGUAUAUAGAGACAUAUACGCAACAGCACACAAACACACAUUUUCACAUUCAGCACAAUAACAACCACAUUCAAACAUAUACUGGAAGAGAAGGAGACACAUUCACACACUCAAUUAUGUUGGGUUAUGUGAAGGAAACUUCUUCAAUGAGCAACCCCCCCCCCCAAAAAAACAUACAUAAAA